This is a messenger RNA of Monopterus albus (swamp eel), 6093 nucleotides long. It is a transcript of the gene axl, whose product is annotated as AXL receptor tyrosine kinase. The transcript has 20 exons. Gene Ontology annotation, cellular component: signaling receptor complex; plasma membrane. Gene Ontology annotation, biological process: multicellular organism development; positive regulation of kinase activity; natural killer cell differentiation. NCBI's taxonomy places the organism in Eukaryota, Metazoa, Chordata, Actinopteri, Synbranchiformes, Synbranchidae. Gene Ontology annotation, molecular function: transmembrane receptor protein tyrosine kinase activity; protein binding; ATP binding. The record is from RefSeq and is a predicted model, not a curated record. The coding region runs from base 814 to 3645 and encodes 943 amino acids.
AAAGCAAAGUAAGGCCCUGCUCUUUAAAAGACAAUGAUAAAAGGUUUUAACUGAGUGUGUAUCAUUUAUUUGUAAGUAAACAUGCUAAUUCUUAUUCUGCCUAGACAAUCACGUUGUUAAAACGCUGCACACAGGCGGUGCACAAACACACACAUAUCCUACUUUGUUUCCAGCGGAAAACAAGUGAUUUAUUGGACGAUUUACAACCCGGGGGUCCGUGCGUAAUUAAAAAGCGAAUGGGGGAUUGUGUUGAGACAGUCGGCGUGCGGCAGGGUUUCUCACAUCCUCUGAGCGGGGUGGGGGGCUCAGGAAUGGAGGGAGAGGGUGGAAAGAUCUUCACUUGAGGAAUUUGAAUUCUGUUUGAAGGGGGAGAGAGGGAGAGCCAGGGGAAUGUCUGAGAGAGUCUGAGGGAGCCGGUGUGCAGGAGGGAGACUUAGAACGCCAGACUCAGGAAACGCUAGUUUAAGAAUAUUUCCUGGGUUCCCUGAAAUAGACUCUGCUUGGGACAACUUAAUCAGUGGCCUAAAGUUUGGAGCGCCUCUUGGCUGUGCGCUUUGGGGAAACUAAAAGUUCGGUGGACAGCUCUCUGUAUUGGGAUCAACCAAAACAACUGCAGGGUAAACGCGACAGGACUCUUGAGCAGCGCAGAGCUAUUUUCCACAGUCUGUCUCCGCAAAGAGGGAACUGAAAGGACGGCAUCCGAUUUGCUUUGGCCACAUAUGUGGACAGUCACUUUUUCAGCAUCGGUUUAAGUAAAAGCAAAGCUUUUAUCCAGAGCACAGACGCGGAUCACUGAGCUGCUGAGAUGCGCUGAUGGAGUCCGGCGAUGUUUCUAAGAUAACUGCUCGUUUCAUGGAGUUAAUUUUCAGAGGUGGUCUCGUUUCAAGAAAAACCAUGAGCUGUUUCAAGUGGUCACUUCUGAUUCUCGCCGUCAUUUCAUCUGAUUGGGGGCCAGUAACCGCCGGAACACUGACAGAUUUGGAGUUUGAGCGGAGUCCUUUUGCUGUCGUCUCUUCGCUGGGUAAACCAGUUAAACUGCAGUGCACCCUGAGAGGUACAGGGGCUGAGGAAGAGGACCCCCCUGAUGUGAUCUGGUUGAGAGACAGUGUGCCACUUCAGUUCGCAGACACUAACCAGUUCCAAGUCCCUACUAGCAGCAACAGUUGGACGAUCAUGAGCACGCUGCGCAUUGAGAAGGUCCAGCUUCCCGACAUGGGCUCCUAUCAAUGUGCUGUUCUAUCAGGAGGCCACCGGAUUUUGUCUGAGGAGGGGAGCAUUCAACUAGAGGGCCUUCCUCAUUUCUCUGUGGAGCCUCAGCACAUGUCUGUAGUGGCCAAUGUAUCCCUGAGCCUGAGCUGUGUGGCCCACGGACCUCCAGAGCCAGUCAAAGUCAUCUGGCUGCAGGACGGCGCCCCUCUCAACUCCCUGACCGACCUGGUAGCCUUGUCACCCUCCACACUCAACCUCACAGGUUUAAACAGAACUAGCACUUUCUCUUGUGAAGCCCAUAACCGCAAAGGUGUGGCCACAUCUGGAUCUGGCACCAUCACUGUUCUUCCAUCCCAGCCCCAGAAUCUGAGGGCUGUGGAAACCACUCAGACCAGCCUCCUUUUAUCAUGGCAGCCUGGUUUUGGAGGCGACUACCCAAUAAUCCGUUGCUCAGUCCAGGCCAAACUUUCAGGAGAGUCCGUCACAGCAGGCCCAGAUAAACUGGUCCACAACCAGAACGUGAACAUUCCACCAGCCACCCACCUCAUCAGGGACCUGGAGCCCUAUAGCUUCUAUGCUGUCAGGGUAGCCUGUCACAGCAGCCAGGGUCCAUCCAACUGGUCCCCCUGGAUAGAACUACGCACCAAAGAAGGAGUGCCAGAAAACCCACCCACUAAUGUGACUGCCGUGCUAAAUGGGACAGAGGUGCUGAUGACGUGGGAGGGGCCUCUAGGGAAGCUGAAUGGAGAUCUACAGGGCUACAUGGUGGAGUACAGCACACCUUCCACUCAGCAGCUGGUUGUGGAUACUGGAUUGAACACUGAGGUGUUAAUGAAUCUGUCGGCCCCUCUGUCCAAUUUGUCUUUUCGAGUGUGUGCCUAUACAGGGGCAGGGCAGGGACCUUGGACCCCCACACAAACUCUGACACUUACUACACCUGAGAUGGAGGAAUUUAGAGGUCCGUCGUCACCCCCAGCCUUUUCCUGGCACUGGUGGUAUGUGGUGAUGGCCAUUGCUGGUGCCGUGUCAAUAGCUGUGCUCAUUGCUGUGUAUGUGGCCAAACUGCGGCGCAAGGAGACGCGCUUUGGAGAGGCAUUUGAACCUAUGAUGGAGAGCGGAGAGCUGGUGGUCCGGUACCGUGCUCGCCGCACAUACAGCCGCAGGACUACAGAAGCAACAUUGAACAGCCUUGGAAUCAGUGACGAACUGAAGCAGAAGCUCCAGGAUGUGAUGGUGGACAGACAUAAACUAACCCUGGGAAAGACACUGGGAGAAGGGGAGUUUGGCUCUGUGAUGGAAGGGCUGCUGACUCAGGAGGAGUCUGUUCUCAAAGUUGCUGUCAAGACUAUGAAAAUCGCUAUCUGUACCCGCUCAGAGAUGGAAGAUUUUCUCCGUGAGGCUGCCUGUAUGAAAGAGUUCGACCACCCCAAUGUCAUGAGGCUUCUAGGUGUGUGUCUGCAGACGGUGGAGAGUGAGGGCUACCCCUCCCCUGUGGUCAUCCUGCCCUAUAUGAAACAUGGAGACCUGCACAGCUAUCUGCUGUACUCAAGACUGGGAGACUGUCCUGUGUACCUCCCGUCUCAGAUGCUGGUGAAAUUUAUGACUGAUAUCGCCCGGGGGAUGGAGUACCUCAGUAGCAAGAACUUCAUCCAUAGGGAUCUUGCUGCCCGCAACUGCAUGCUGAAUGAGAACAUGAAUGUUUGUGUGGCUGACUUCGGCCUCUCCAAGAAGAUCUACAAUGGAGACUACUACAGGCAGGGGCGGAUUUCCAAAAUGCCUGUCAAAUGGAUUGCCAUUGAAAGCUUGGCCGACCGUGUAUACACCACAAAAAGUGAUGUGUGGUCGUUUGGAGUCACCAUGUGGGAAAUCGCCACACGCGGCCAGACCCCGUACCCUGGGGUCGAAAACAGUGAGAUUUAUGAUUACUUAAGACAGGGAAACCGUCUCAAACAGCCUCCAGACUGUCUGGACUGCAUCUAUGCUCUGAUGUUCUCCUGCUGGUUGCUGAGCCCGAAGGAUCGCCCAUCAUUUGAGUCCCUGCGCUGUGAACUGGAAAAAGCCCUUGAGGAUCUGCCGGACCUCCAGGACCCAGAUGAGAUCCUGUAUGUCAACAUGGACGAGUCCUCCAUGGAGCUUGGGGCCGUUGGUGGUCGUGAUCCCAUUGGGGGGCCACCCCCUCUCUGCCUGAAGGCCCUGGACUCUGUGACCACAGUGGAGGUCCACCAACCCAACCGUUAUGUCCUCUGUCCCCAACACGAGACCAACCGAGCCCUCUCAGACUCCCUGGAGAGCCUGGAGAUGCCGGUGUCGUCCUCCACAGCCACGCUGCCUCUACAGCCAUCCUGCCAUUCCACUCCCAACCCCACUCCAGCUCCCACGCCCACUGUUGAGCUGCUGGAGGACAGGGAGGGGAGCAGGAGAAUGCACUGGCAGUGAUAGCUUCACUUAAAAAUGGCAAGACUGGUCACUACCAAAAUGUGCCAUCCUUUCACCCCAGUCCAAGAACCAUAGCCAGCCUCUUGCUACUGACUUGUAAGAAACCACAAGUGCCCAUACAUACAUAUUUUGCACAAACACACUCAUACAGAUACGACCCAAGGCAUUCCACGGAAGUGAAGGAUUGGGAUCAUUUCUUUUUCAACCCUUCUCCUCUCUUCUAAAAUAAGCACAUUUCCAAGUGAGUGUAAAAGGUGUAGCAGGACAAACACUAUUAUCCAACAACAGUGGGUGAACAAAUGUAGAGCACAUGUUGUUGCCCACAUACACUGCAGCACAAUCAAUCAGACAAGUUAAUUCCCAGUCAUGAUAGCAAUAAAAUACCAUAUCUGUACAACUACCUUUACAGAGCAGACUAUUGUCCUCCAUGUUAUUAAGCUACAACAUCAAAUGUCUUUGUAAAACCAGCUCAAACACUGCCAGGCUGAAUCUACAGCUGAACACACUCAGGAGCUUGUACUUUCCAGUGAGUAAGUCACAACUAGCUGAGAAAAUGGAUGAAGAACCCACCUAACUCCUGCUGUGUAACUCGAGGAUGAAUUGGAAUGAAAAGAAGCAGCAGAGUUUGUUUUAUUGAUGAAAUCUUUUGAUGAAGACAACUGCCCGCUUUUAGUAUAUAUUGACAUAAAAUUAUGGAAGUAUGUAAAAAAAACAAACCCACAACAACUGAAAAAAUAAGUGAUAAUCAUAUUUAGCGGAGACAGUGAAAUGCCACUGCAGGCUUCUGAGACUUUAAUGUGAAGCUGUUAUGAAUGAAGAAGGUCUCAAGCAUCUAAAAACUUACAGCAGUUCUUACUGCAGCCUAAUGUAGCGCUCUAACAAGCUGUAUCUUCCUGAGGUUUUACUGCUACAGUAGUUGUAUUUUAAGCCCAGUGAGUAAUUUGCAGUUCACACAAGGUGACUUUCACACAGGAGAGACAACUGUGCAAGUCCUGAUUCAGCCAGUCUGCAUAUCUUUAUCAUAUCUCAGGAACCUGGGACUUUGCUCUACAGUAACAAAAGUACAAAGGCGGCUGUGGCUCAAGAGCUAGAGUGAGUCGUCUCCUAAACAAAGGGUUUGAUUCCCGGCUCCUCUAGUCCACAUGUAGAAGUGUCUUUGGGCAAGACACUGAACCCUAAGUUGCUCCUGGCGGUUGUGAAUGCUUGUGUGCACAAACGGGUGAAUGGGAAAUGGUGUAAAACAGAACUGCGCUACAUAAAUAAGCAUAAGACCAUUAAAUGGUCAAAACAAGAGGGUACAUGUGAUCAGAGGAAGGUGGGUAGAUUAAGGAUAGGUACGGGCAUAAUGGAGUUACCUAAAGCAAAUGGCAGGAUAAAUUCCUCACCUUUGCUUUUGGCUCAAGCACAGUGUUACUACACAUUUUGUAUGCUCAUCUUUGUUUUGUUUUUUACAACUUUGCACUAAUGUUUUUAUAUCAGUGUAUGUAAUUUGUAUAUCUUUAUGCUUCUUUCAUCUCACUUUCUGUACAUUCUCAGUUGUAGACACAUCUGUUCACUUGUAACAACUUGCAUAAAGCCAGAGAACAAGGCCAGUGAAAACACUGCAGAAAACGUUGAGCUCAAUUGAAAGAGCGUUUUCUGUAGAUGAGCAAAGACUGCGAGAUUGGGAAACAUGACUGGUGUCAUCAUCUGACUUCAUAAUUUUUUUCUUUUUGUGGGGAAUAUUUUUGUUUCUCGAGGUUUAGCACUGUAAAUAGAAGCCUAACACCAGCAGAGUCAUGGAGGAGGAGACAGAAAGCAGCAGAUGAAAACCAAACACAAGUGAGCAUUGUCUAAACCUCUGCUGUGAGGAAGGUCGCCAGCUGCAACGUCACAUCAUGCAUGCACUUAUUUUUAUAUAUGUAUAUUUGCUAAGGUUCACUAUUUUGCCAUUAGAAUGAACUUGACCAUAUCACCACAGACAUUUUGGGAGAACAUUAGUUUAAAUGAGGAUUUUCUCAGUUGUAUACAUCAGCGGUACAUAUGAGACAGUAUACAGUGGUGUGUUACACCUGUAACAUUACUGAAUAUCUGGUCAAAAUGAAAAGUACAUUACUUGCAAACACCUUUGGUACUGUAUACUCCGCUGGUCACAGUUUCUGAUCCAUGGACAGUGGUGGUGAGACUGAGGUACUGGAUGUGAAUAUUUCACCUCUUUUAAUGCAGAUGCACCAGAUGUUUAAAACGGUUUGGUUGCACAGCAAACCAUAAUCAAGUGCCUUCCAAGAGACAGUAUUUUGCAUUAUAGUAGGUUUUGUAUGGUUUUGAUUCUCGUGAUGUGUUGAAUUGGUAGAGGACUGUGCUAUAAUAAUACCUUUAUAUUGUCACUGCCAUGGUUUUUAAACAAACUUUUAUACAGUAGCUACAGUAUUUUGUAUAAGAAAUAAAUGUGUUUAUUCAUGAACGAGC